AUGGCGAACAUGCCUCGACAUAGCCAAACUAGCCCCGGGCCUGCCAUCGCAUCCACCUGUAGACCUCUACAUACCGCCGCACAAGCAGAGUCCCCGUGGAAGGCCUCUUCCAUAGCAGCUGUCUCUGAGUCUUGCCCUGGAUCAAGAAGUGGCUACUCAGAAGAUGCCAGCAUCUUAUUGGCAUUCUUAUCCGUUCUUGUGGUCUCUGAGAAAGUUCCAUUAGAUCUUCUCUCUGGUGAGGCUGCACCUCGGAGACGCUGGAACACGCGGGGCGAAGUAGAAGAGGUAGAUGCUGUUAACGCUGGUAUUGCCCCAGAGUUCUAUAGCUUGCUCUCCAGCAGCUCAAGAUUGAGUGAUGCCUUUCAUGAGUUGGAACUGUCGUCAGCUAUUUCAAAGAACGCUGACGAGACCUACAACUUGGACGAAAUUGUUUCCCAAGCCUUGAUUAUUAUAUAUCGAGCAAUCCCCUGGAAAUAUAUCGAGUCCGUUACUCCCGCCACAGAGCUAUUCCUACCGCAUUUGAGACACGCUCUACAGACAUCUCAUGAACACUCUAUGCACAUGCCUGCAGGUGUAAGAACCGACCUUGCCCUUACGCUCCUGGAGGCAUCUCGGUUUCCCAACAUGGCGUGGAAACGUUUCAUGGUGGACCAGGCGGAACAUGCUGCGCUCGGUCUGGGGGAUCAGUACAUUCACUCUUUAAUCGCGCAAUCACGAUGUCUUCUAGAUAGAAUUUCUGGAACUAUGAACCAGGCUAGUAGUUGCCUUGACAAUAUCGGCCGGGACACGACAUCGAUGACCAUGGAUAUCAGGAUGCAUUCAGCAGCCGGCCAAGCCGCCAUUCAGCGUUCUUUGAACUGCAUCCAGACCGAAGACCUGUCUACUGCUAAGAGAUUACUGGAAGAUUGGAGACCCCUCCACAGCAUCCCAUCACCACUUGAACGUAUCGUCGAGUUUCGGAAGAACAUCAUGCUUGGAAAGAUUCUACGGUACCAAGGUGUAUUCAGAGAAUCGCUGACGUAUCUUGAGAGGGCUCAGACAUCAGCAGAGCAGGAAAAUGAUCUAAGCUUUUAUGAAGACUUUCGUGAUCUUACUUGCGAGCUUGCAGAUACGCUGCGAGAGCUCAAUCAGCCUACAUCUGGCGAACGUCACCUUCGCGCAGAAAUCACCCGCCGAGACCAAAGGGGUGUCUCUACAGGCAAAUCUCUACUACAAGUGUCUCUUGCUGAAACUCUAUUUGCGCAAGAACGCUAUAGAGAAGCUGAAAGCAUCUGCUUGGAAGUCGAGUCUCGUCCCGGUCUGUUGAAACUCGAAAGGCUACGUUUGCAUAUCACUAUGGCAAAGAUCCAUCACGUUGAGUCCAACAAUGACGGCGCAUUCCUUUAUUGGAAAGAAGCAAUGAAAGACAUUGCAAAGUUUCAAAUGACCGGCGGACGUGCAACUCGAACGAUCCUCUUAUCUAUCUGCGACAUCCUCAGAAGUCGAGGCCAAACGAAGCUGACGACUGAUUCUUUGGAUCAGGUGGCAUUACUCGAUGCUGGUGCAAAACCGGAAGCCGUUGAGUACUGGAUCGCGGGACUGCGCCAUUGGUUUCGGAAUGGUCGCCUACUUGCAUAUGUAAGCUGGCCACCUUUGACGGUAACGGAAGCUAUCCUCGAACCAGUCAUCGAAGUAUACAAUGCCAUCUGGAUCAUCGCUUUGCAUAGUACGGUGCACCAUCUCACCAAUGAGAGAAUAAUAACCGGGCGGGUGGAGGACGUGGGACGAAUCCAACUACGACACUCGACUCGAAUCUUCCGACGAAAGCUUGCUUCGGAGUAUCGUGGCUCGUCGGAACCACGGGCCUUGGAGCUAGAUUUGAUCGUCAAUAACGAAGAGACUCUGGAAGACAUGCUUAGGCGAUUCGUGAGUCCAUGUGUCAACUACGCGCUUGAGCAUCAACAGGGUCAUCCACAUCUCGGGCGUGGAAGUCGAUGUGGGUUUGAGGACAGGCUUGACUGGUCAGCGAUCUCGACUGAAUACAUGACCGAACACGGACAGUUCGCCAACAUUCUCCCGGGAGACACUAAACUCGACGCGAAGUACCGGACUAGAUACGGCUUCAUUAUGACCGAUGCCAAUAUUGUUGUUCUCAGGAUUACUCGUGAGCUUAUAGGUGAUGGCCUGGCCCAAACACGUCCGCGAAGGCAGGCCGCUGUUUUUGUUGGCCAUCAGAGACACAGUUCGGAUGCCACGAUGGGGUCAGUCGACGGCUCGAGUCCAUUUUACAGUGAUGAUAGCCCGUUGGAAUGGAGUUACCAUGAUCCCGAAUAUGCCGCCAUUCCCUGGAAUGCCCAUGGGAAAGAGGUUCUCACCAUCAAGCUAGCUCUUUGGUCUUUGAUUAUGAUGGCUACGAGUGGCGACAGGGCGAUCGGUUACUCGUAUCCCCCGUUGGAUAGCUGGCGAUACAAUGGCAAGGGAUUUGUCCAUAACACUUCAGGUGCCACCAAGGCGGAGCUGUCUCAGGAUGAUCAUCUCUUGCUAGAGCCUCAUGAUAUGGGCUGGGAGGGUGGCGCUCAUGACACACAAACUCAAGACGCCGACGAUUUGCCUCAACCGACCCGUGCUGCCGGUGAAUGCACUGUUGACCCUUCUGAAGCAUGCCAACGGGAUGAGUUGGAGGCCUCUGUUGGAGGAUCAUCUCGACAGGCCGAUCAAAGUCAAGACGAUGACGAUCAAAAGACUGAAGUCGGGUCUUCUCAUAGGCAACACAAGCGCAAGAAGGUCCGGAUCGAAAAGCAUUUAGUUGCUAGAAAACUCUAG
Messenger RNA from Fusarium subglutinans, 2802 nucleotides. RefSeq lists its product as uncharacterized. The record is from RefSeq and is a predicted model, not a curated record. The transcript has 6 exons. Bases 1 to 2802 code for a protein of 933 amino acids. Gene Ontology annotation, molecular function: protein binding. NCBI's taxonomy places the organism in Eukaryota, Fungi, Ascomycota, Sordariomycetes, Hypocreales, Nectriaceae.